Molecule: messenger RNA, 2543 nt
Organism: Dendronephthya gigantea
Lineage: Eukaryota; Metazoa; Cnidaria; Anthozoa; Malacalcyonacea; Nephtheidae
Product: reticulocalbin-1-like
Exons: 6
Coding region: 104-994 (296 amino acids)
Cellular component (GO): endoplasmic reticulum
Molecular function (GO): calcium ion binding
Source: RefSeq, a predicted model, not a curated record
ACGCAAAGUAAGAAAUUUCAAAGCGCAUAGAAAACAUUCGCAUUUGCGCGACGAAUACAUUCAUUGCUUGCGCCCUGUGACACAACAAUCUGUCGAAGAAAUCAUGGCAAACGUACGAUUUUUAUUGUUUUUUAUUUUGCUCCCUACAUGUCUAGCACACUCAGUGCCCGGGAGAGCUGAAGAUGGUCACUACACAGAGGAUGGCAAGCAUAAUGAUGAAUAUGACCACGAAACGUUUCUCGGCCAUGAUGGGCAAAAAGAAUUCGGCGAACUGAAUAAUCAAGAGAGAAUACUUAGACUCAGCAAACUGGUUGACAAAAUCGAUAAAAAUGGCGACGGUAAUGUAUCAAAGAGUGAAAUGACAGAGUGGUUGAAAUACAUUUCAUUAAAUGAACCGAAGGAAUUAAUGAGAAAGUAUUGGGCUGAUAAUUAUCCCUCGAUCAUUGAUGGUGAUGGCCUUAUCAGCUGGGAGGAUUAUCAAGCUUUAAAUUUUCCUGGAAAAGAUCAUGAUGAGACAAUAAUAGCUAGGAUCAAUAAAUAUCACAAACGGUUCGAAGCAGCUGAUGAAAAUAAAGACAACAAACUGAGUUUGGAUGAAUUCGUGGCAUAUCAGUACAUGGAUCUCUUUCCUCGUAUGUAUGACGUAUUCAUAGAUGAAGCGAUGGAGACGAUGGACUUGAAUAAAGACGGCGUGAUAACUUUCGAGGAAUUCAAAAAAGGCGAAAAAAGAUCCCGUGAGGAUACAAAAAGGGAGUUUGGUAUCAGGGAUUUAAAUAAAAAUGAUGUACUGGACAAGGAUGAAGUGAAGGAAUGGUAUUUUCCGACGAAAUACGAUCGCCAUGAAAACGAAGCAUUGCAUCUCAUUGGCAAGGCUGAUAGUGAUAAGGACGAUGCACUCAGCAAGGACGAGAUAUUACACAACUACGACGUUUUCGUUGGCAGUAGAGCCACUCACUGGGGCGAAACUUUGAAGAGAAAUGUUGAUGAAUUGUGAUACCGGCAUUGAAAUUCAUGGAGAUAGCGACAUAGCUAUAUAGCUUACCUGCUUACGCGAUAAUUUCAACUUGCUGCUUCGAGAGUCGUCGUCUUAGAAAUAGGGUAAAAGCCAGUAAAUACAUUUCUAUCAUCUGUCACUUCUCCUUCCCUUUGUCUUAAUUAGCCUUUUAUUUAAAUGUUUGUCUGCAUUACACUCAAUUUAUUGCCAUGCACGGAUGAAAUUUGGUUCGGGUACCAAUGGACGGCUAACGUUUUAGACUAAUUUCUUACCCCGGGAAUAAAAAGGACAUUUUCUGAAAGAGCGUAUUAAAAUGAGUAAAACGCCAAGUUUGACUGGGAAUUGUUUUAAAUCACGGAAAAUAUAGCCAUGCGAAGGUGACAAAUUUUGUAUACUUUUGUAUUACGGCUGGAAGUGUGUAAGCCAUUUUGUUAACUAAUUUAGUUAACUAAUUCACAGAAUUUCGCGGCCAAACUUUGCAUUUACACUAAUUUAAGUGCGCUUAGCGGCUGAUUUCAUGGAGUGUUUUCAGCCAACCGGGCUGAAACUUCAGCCCAGGGUUGCUAUAAAAUCCCAACAAAAUCGCGCAAGAGAUUGCCGGGCUGAAAUUUUCAUGUAAUCGCGUGCGUGAUUUUGUUAGGAUUUUAUAACAACCCUGGGCUGAAGUUUCUAGCUGAAACUCAGCCCGGGCUGAAAACACUCCAUGUAAUUAGCUCCUUAGUAAGUAAGUUUAUUCCCUUCUUGUUACCCAAUGAAAAAAUUAGUCUAAAGCGCAAGUCGCGAUCGUACCAAUUACCAUGCCAAUAAUUAUAUUGAGUGUAGUGUAAAUAGAGACUAUAUGGAGUUUUUGAGCAACCAGAUCUCCAUGCCAAACAAAAGCUCGAAAGGCUUGUUGCCGAGAAAAGAAAUCGACAAAGGGGUUAGGAUCUUUAAAUCUGUUAAUAGAGGUUUAGGUCAUAGGCCAGUCUGACUUCUGCGUCUUAAUCAGUGAUCGUCAGUUAACUUUUUGAGGCUUUGUCUUACCCAUUUUACACGGUGAAAUUUUUCUUGCAACUUGCAAUGCAAUUCUACUUUUAAGAAAUGUAAAUUAGUGAAAAGUAUUCAGAAUGCAAGUGUAAGAAACGCCAUGUGAGUACAUGUAAUAAAGACAAGAGUUUUGUAGUUACCAAAUUUACAUCUCUCAAAAGAAGAAUUGGAUUGCAAGUUGCAGGAAAAGUUGCACCGUGUAACAGGGCCUCUGAGUUGUGCUUUGCGACAUAAUCUCAAAAUAAAAAUCGCAGUUACAAUAAAAAUCAUCAUGGCAAAAUAAAAAUAAAUAUAUAAUUGGUCAUGCAUACAUCCUGUCGAGGCAAAAACAAUGUCGAAAGGGCAACAUAUUAAGUUGCUUUGAAAAUACAAAUAACUUUUCUAGGAAAACCAUGUUUGUUUUUAUUUACUGCGAACAUAUAUAAUCGUUUUCGUUGUUUUGCUUGCGUUUAUUUCGCUUGGCUGCUUGCACUUGCUUCUUGCUUUUAAACGCUUGAAAUACAUCAGAAUGAUAAAAACCCAU